AUGCAGGAGCAAACAGCCUCACUGGUCGCCACCGCAACAGCAACGCCGGCCGUGCCAUCAGCUAAUCCACCUCCGCCCAUUGCCUUCCUCGCUGCCCGCGUCGCCGCGGGCCCAGGAGCAACCGUCAAAGCGGUCGGCAACUCGCUCUCAGACGUACCGUUUCGCCCGGCCAGCCUCGAUGCCAGACUCGACGCCCUGGAGCGGAUGGUUCAGGCUCGCAUGGCGCAGGAGAGCCGAAAGCAGGCAGAGGGUGCGGUGGCCCAGACGCCGCAACGGCUGGCGCUGCAACACCGGCAGCCCGCGGCACCGGCAGCACCGGCGCGAGUGCCGACGAUGGCCGUUCAGGCCGUCGUCGACUCGCCUGCCAUCCUCGGCCUUCCUAUCGCGGCUGCCGUGCCAAUCGAGGCCUGCGCUUGGCCGACCCUGCCUCACGCUGUCGCCGAGGCGAGCGAGUGCGCUGCGCAAGGCGCGACCGGUCACUUUGGAGCACCUAGCCUGGCGAAAUUGCCAGUGCCGGCCGGACGAGAUGUCGAGCCGGCGGCGCUGCUCGGCGAUCACACCAGCGCGGGCGCCGCGUCGUCCCGGGCCGUGCGGGAGCCGCAGAAGUACGAGCCGCCCGACUUCAAGGAGCAGGAGGCGCAGGCGAGGGCCCGGACCAGGCGUCGAAAGCUCGCCAAGGCGGCUGAGGCGGAGGCGGAGGCGGAGGCGGAGGCGGCCGAGAAGCGGAGGCGCGUCUGUUUGGAGGCCUCAACGCCGCGACCGCUUCCCUUCCUCUUGCCGCCGAAAGAGAGGCCGGAGCCGGUGCUGCUGCUGACGGGGCCCGCUUGCGGCAGCAGCGAGCCGGCCCCGCAGAGGAGGCAGGCGCGGAGGGUCGACGAGGAGAACCGGCUUGGCGGCCUGCUUCCCGGAGCCACGGUCGAGGCCUGCUCCGAGUUUACCGGCAUCGGCGGCUUCGAGCACGGGCUCGAGGCGGGCUUCGAAGAGGCUGGCCUCUGGCUGAGGCUCGUCGAGGCGUCGGAGCUGGACGACACAAGCAGCGGGCUGCACGCGACCGCCGUGCUGCGAAAGCGCUUCCCCGACUGCGUCGUGCUGGGCCCCGAGUCGCGCAAGCAGCAGCGGUACAGAGCUACGGCGGCCAUGCUCACCGUCACUCCAAUUUGCACGCAGCACUCGGGCUUGAACGCGGACGGCAUCCCCGAUUUGACCGACGAGACGCUGCGAGGAGUCUUUGCCCGCAUUGGCUCCGCCCCCAGCUUGGAGGUCAUCGCCUUCGAGAACGUGCCCAACUUUCUGAGCCUGCUGGAAGGGCAGGAGCGGAGCUCCUACUCCCUGUGGGUGGCCGAGCUCGAGGCGCUCGGAUUCACCGAGCACGCCUUUGUCGUCAUGCCCACCGCCGCCGCCGGGGACUUGCACCGCCGCUCGCGCAUCCUCUCGGUGCACACUCGAGGCGCCUUCCACCCGGCGGCGGCGCUGCUGCGGCUAGUCAGCGACGAGCCUGCUAAUCCCGAGACGGAGGCGCGCGGCGCGGCCUGCUCGAUCGCGGAGGAGACGGAGGCGCGCGGCGCGGCUUGCACGGGCGCGGGGAAGAAGCGCCGCAGAGAGUGCGCCGCUGCGUCUGACCACCCGGUCUUUAGCUUCACGACGGGCGUUGGAGAGCUCCGCUACGCCGCUCGCAACCGGGGCAUCGACGCAGUCUUUGGCGGCCUGCCAGCCUACAACCGCGGCCUCAACGUCGCCCUCUUCUACGAAGAUACCUUCUACGCGCUGUCUCCUUGGCUCGCCGCUCGCGCCAGCGGACUGCCCGACGGCUACCAGGACGUGGCCAGCUGCUCGGGAAGGAGAAAGAGCGACCCCGUCGGCGCCGAGACGCGCGCGCACCGCACGAUGGCGGCGGCGGGGCUCGCCAACAUGGUCUCGCCGCUCCAGGCCCGCGAGCUCGGUCACUCCAUCGCAUCGGAGUGGCGGGCGCCGCGCGCGUAUGCGCAUCCCAGCCUCCGCCCCCUCACCCACGCGCCGAGCCUCCCGGACAGCUACGCGGGCAACGUGCCGUUUGACUUUCCGCGGCUCGCGUCCCUCGCUCAACCGGCCACGCUCUGCUUCAAACGGCGAGCCACCGGCCGCUGGCACUUUGUCGAGCGCCGCUGGUGGCCGCGCGCCCUGCCCGCCGCGACGCUCGGCGAGCUCUGCGCCGAGGCGCUGCGGCGCGGUGAGCUCGAGCCUCUCCGUUCCGUCGUAGACUUGCAGCGCGUCGUGGACGACCCGUCGCUCAGCGACCACGCGCGGCGCUGCGCAGCCGACCAGCGCGACCACGCGGUCGGCGUGCGCGAGGCGAGGAAGGAGGAGGCGGACCGGCGGACUUGCGUGCGUGAGGGGCGGGUGUGGCGGCGGCGCGUGAGCCUUGCCGAUCUACUCCGGUGGAUGGGGCGCGCGGGGCUGAGCUCUGACGAGCUGCGGACGAUCCUCGGCGUGUCGGAGGAGGACGCGUGGAUAGAGUGCGAGAGGUGCGGCAAGUGGAGGAGGCUGCCCGGUCACGGCCCCUUCAGGCUGCCCUCAUCGUGGACGUGCGAUCAGAACGAGGAGGACCCGCGACACAGCUCCUGCUCGGCGCCGCAAGAGCUCUCCAACGAUGAGAUUGACCGGGCGAUCGAGGCGGCUGCGGAUCGGUUCGAGACGGUGACGGUGACGCUGCGCGGAGCCGCGUUUCCAGCCGAGCCACCGCCCAGCUCGUGGGUGGCGUGUGACCGGUGCGGCAAGUGGCGCCGUCUACCCGCCGCUCUAGACGACGAGGGCGAAAAGUGGUACUGCGAGCUCUCAACCGACCGCCGGCGCAACCACUGCGCCGCCGAGGAGGAGGUUUGGGACAGCGGCAGGGAGGAUGUCAUCGAGAGCACAGGCGGCGCGCCGAGCCAGGCCAGCAGCGCGUUCGCGCCGCCCGCCGCCACCGCGCAUGCUCUCGGCAUCCCCCUCCGCGAGGCGAUCCCCGGCGUGGUCUUCAGCACGCAGCUGCUCUCGCCCGAGGAUGAGCUGCAGCACGCCCCGCCCCCGCGUGCGCUGCCCGGGGAGCAGCAGCAGCAGUCGGCACGGCCCUGCUCGACCCAGGCGGGUGCGCUGCCACAGACUUCCCGCGGGGGGGAGGGGAGGGGGGAGGGGCAGGAGGGGCCGCAGCAGCUCCGCCCUGCUCUGGAGGCCGAGAAGCAGGUGCACGUCGACGACGCGCUCGCCGCCCUCGGCGUCACAAAGGUGGUCCGGCACUGGGUGUACAGCGGCGCCAAGCCGGGCUCGCUCCACAACGUGUACGUCAGCCUCGCCUUCUCGGACGGGCGCACCACGCGCUCGGCCUUUGUGCCGUCGCAGCCGCUCCUCGGGUCGAGAGUGCUCCUGGCGUACCUCGACUCCAAGGACGGCGGCCGGAUCCGCCGCUACGUUCCGGAAGCCUGGUCGGGCUUUCAUAAAACGGACAACCCAAGGGAGGGAUCGUUCGUGUUUGAGGAAUUCUUUUCCCGCGACGUCGGCUCGCGCCGCUCGCUCCUCUCGAUGGCCAGCGCCUCCCUAAUCCACCGCGGCGAGCGCUGCACGGAGCUGCGGCUGCCGGGAGGCGAGCGGCUGCUGAUCGACUACGGUGCCGAGCCGCUCUCGCUGCUCCACUACCAGCCGCUCUGCGCUGGCAGCGGCGACGCAGAGCGUCCUCCGCCCGCUUCGGAGCAGAACGGCUGGCUGGGCUACCGCGGCCGCGUGUACGCGACGUACGCCGCGCUGCGGCUCGGCACGCUGCGCAUGCUCGAGCUCGCACGCAUGCAAGCCGCCGACGCAUCGUCGCCGUCACACGCCGCGCCGCCGGCCGCGCCCGCCGCCGGCGGCUCUGCGCCCGCCGCCGUGGCCGACUUCCUGCAUGGUGUUUGGCGGUCCGGGAUGGCAGGGUACUCGGAGGCGGAGGUGGCCGCGUGCGCCGCCCGCAUCACCCCCGUCUCGUACGGGCAGCGCGUCUGGCUGGCGGAGGACGGCGCGCUCUCCGUCAUGGCGCGCCCGUCUGGCCUCACCAUCGGAGGCGCCGCGAGGAGCGCCGCGUGGAGCCUCGAUGCUAACGGCUCCCGCUUCGCACUUCUCGCCGCCGCCGCGCCGCCGCCGCCGCCACUGCCACCGCCGCAAUUGCCGCUGCCGCCGCCGCUGCCGCCGCCGCUGCCGCCGCCCGCCGCCGGCUCUUGUUCCGCUAACGGAACGUACGCCUUCGCCGCGGCCGCUGCUAGCUCUGCCGCUGCCGCCGCCGCUGCCGCCGCUUCCGCCGCCGCCACCGCCUCCGCCGCCGCAACCGCCGCCGCCGCCGGCGUUGCGCUGUGCGCUUGCCGCAGCGUCGAGCUGCUUCCCGACUUGAAGGGGUCGGACGCACUCCUCCUGAGGGAGGUCCGCCACCCCGGCGCCGCGCCGGUCGGGGAGUCGGUCGGCGCAGUCGUCGACGCGGCGGUGCGCGCCGUUGCGGGCGGCAUGUCGGUCCUCCUCCCUUGGUCUCCGGCGGGCGGCUCGUCGCUCGGCCUGGUCGAGGCGAUCGCUGGAGCGCUGUCCGUGCGCUUUCACGCGGCCCGCCCGCCACUCCUCGCCCUCGUCUCUCCGGUGGGCGCCGAUUGCCUCUCCCACGCCUCCUCCCUCGCCGAGUGGGUCGACUGCCGCCGCGCAGAGCGCGCCUUCGAGCCGCAGCUGCCCUUCGCCUUCGACGCGCUGCAGUCGGAAGGGCGGCUCCUCUGCGUCGGCUCGCUCGACGCGCUGCCGUCGCCGCUCCCCCACCCCGCCAUCGUCCUCGCGCCAGACCCGUCCUUGCGCACCGGCCCCGCCGCGGCUCUGCUGCGCGAGUGGCGUCACCCGGCGCGGGGGAGGAGGGCGCUGCUGCUCCUUCUCGGACCUGCGCGGGGGAGGAGGGCGCUGCUGCUGCUCACUGCGCCGCUGCCGGUGCCGACGCUGCGCCCGGAGGAGCACUGCGCGCAGCUGCUCGCCCCCUUCUCGCCGCUCGGCCACGUGCAGCCGCUGCUCCGGCCGCUCGACUUGCGGACCGGCGAGGUGGAGGCGUACUCGAUGCUCGAGGCUAUGGCGCCGCGCAUCGCCGUCCUGCCGCCCGCUCCGCUCCGCUCCCUCGAGCGCGUACGAGCCGCCCCCGUGCGGAGGCUCGCCCCCUCCGCGACGCUCCUCCUGCCGGCGUCGCAGCCCUGCCUGAGCGCGCGCAUCGCGGGGCCCCUCGCUGACGCCACUCGCAUGCGAGACCCGGCCCUCGCUCCCGCGGCGCAGCGCUGUCUCGCGGGAGGCGUCCGCGCCGCGCGCGCCUCGCUGCUGCUGUGCGAGGCCGAGGGGGAGCCGCCGCGGCUGCUCGCAGACAACGACCCGCCCGCCGCCACCCAAGCGGCGGGCGGCGGCGGCAGCGACAGCGGCGACGGCGGCAGAGGCGACGGCGGCAGCGGCGGCGGCGGCGGGCUUGUAGGUCGAAUCGACCUCCCCACGCUGCUAGAGGCGCUCAGCGCACGCGGGCUCGAUCCGGCGGCGCCCGUUCUCGUCGAGUUGGACGGCGGCACGCUGGAGCUGCGGGGGGCGCAGAGCGUCGUGCGCAGCGCUGACUUUGACCUGAUCGUGCUUGUGCAGGAGGCGAUUCGCGAGCAGCUCGUCGAGCUGUGA
Messenger RNA from Emiliania huxleyi CCMP1516, 5652 nucleotides. RefSeq lists its product as hypothetical. Gene Ontology annotation, cellular component: integrator complex. Gene Ontology annotation, molecular function: zinc ion binding. Gene Ontology annotation, biological process: snRNA processing. The transcript is spliced from 7 exons. The coding region runs from base 1 to 5652 and encodes 1883 amino acids. The record is from RefSeq and is a predicted model, not a curated record. NCBI's taxonomy places the organism in Eukaryota, Haptophyta, Isochrysidales, Noelaerhabdaceae.